AUGGGCCUGAGGAGGGACGAUACUGUUCUUGUUGGUGGGACGCCACCGCCACCGCCUAGUUCUCCAGUCAAGAAGGCACCUGUGAAGACGCCUGAGACCCCGGCAAAGGCAUCAGCGUCGGCGGAAGGGAAGACUGAAGAUAAUGAUAAAAGUGCUGCGAAGAAGGUGCCUACUACGCCGACUGAUACACAAAAAUCGGACAAAACCGACAUUGGAAAAAAUUACAUCCCGGAAAGCCUGAAGGACACAUCGGCAUUGGAUGAGCUAACGGCAACAGUAAAAGAACCGGGGAGUAAAACUACACCGAUAAUUAAAAGUACUGGAGGCCAAGGGCCCGGCCCGUCUAGUAGUUCGGGGAAGCAGCCGGCGGCAAUCCCUCUGGGCCCUCCGAAAGAACCUCUUAUCAGCCCGACCUUGGCAAAACCGUAUCAUAACUUCGACACAUAUGCCAUGGUAAAGCAGUUGGAGAAUGGUGGACUUAAAUACGGCCAGUCAGUUGUGGCGAUGAAGGCUAUCAGAGGGUUGCUGUCGGUGAAUCUAGAUAAGGCGAAGGAAUCGAUGGUGACGAAAUCGAAGUCGGAAAAUGAGAAUUAUCUUUUCCGAGCCGCCUGUUCUGAGUUAAAAACAGAAACAGAAUUUACUAGGCGUACAGCUUUGGAAAAGACAAGGACAGAACGGGCGCAAAUACAACAUGACUAUGAACAACUAGAGCAAAAGCUGAAUGAAGAUUUGAUGAAUCUGAAAGAUGAGGUAUCGAGCCUGUUCAAUGAUCGGAAGAUAGUAACACGGCAGGAAGAGCGGGCCAUGGAGAUCAAGAUCCAAGAAUUGAACUACAAGCUGACGAUAUUGCUUAACGGCGAUAUGAGGAGCGAGAUUGAGGCUUUGAGGUGGACGACAACGAGGAGAGGUUUGAUUGCUAUUGCAAUUAUAGCUGUUCUCGUUGUGACGCUCAUCCGUUACACCAGCGUCCAGUCCCAAGCUAGUAAAAAGGAGGCUCAGAAAGAGACAAAAAGAGAGAAAACAAAGGACUCUCUGCAUCACGCUGCUGAUGCAGGGUUAGUGGCGUCCCUCUCAUCCUCAUUUAGAGAUAGACCUGACGGAAAAGAUAAUGGGGAUGGUGGAACGUUCGUAUCGCUAGGGUAG
Molecule: messenger RNA, 1143 nt
Organism: Orbilia oligospora ATCC 24927
Lineage: Eukaryota; Fungi; Ascomycota; Orbiliomycetes; Orbiliales; Orbiliaceae
Exons: 3
Coding region: 1-1143 (380 amino acids)
Cellular component (GO): mitochondrion
Source: RefSeq, a predicted model, not a curated record